Molecule: messenger RNA, 345 nt
Organism: Microthlaspi erraticum
Lineage: Eukaryota; Viridiplantae; Streptophyta; Magnoliopsida; Brassicales; Brassicaceae
Source: the annotation of a GenBank genome assembly
AUGUUGGGACCUCUAUCUUUCAAAAACAGCCUCUGCGACCUAGGAUCAUCAGUCAGCCUCAUGCCUUUGUCCGUAGCAAAGAGACUGGGAUAUCACAAGUAUCAAGCCUGCGGAAUCUCACUAGUUUUGGCAGAUAGAUCGAUAAGGUUACCAACUGGAAUGCUUGAAGACCUGCCUUUGAGAAUAGGGAAUGUAGAAAUCCCCACCGACUUCAUUGUGCUUGAGAUGGAUGAGGAACCAACAGAUCCAUUGAUACUAGGAAGGCCAUUCCUAGCUACAGCAAGAGCAAUGAUAGAUGUCUGUGAAGGCACAAUUGAGCUAAACUUGGGAAAGGACCUAAGAUGA